CACCCAGGAAGAUCAAGAGAGAAAGAAAUAACGACAACUCCACAGUCCCCACCUUAACAUCGAAAUGCAACCUGGAAGCCAUUGUUAGAAAACGAUUAAACAAUUUUUUUCUUCUUUUCUUCUUUAAAAGGCAAAAUCAAAGAAAACAGAUGCGGUUUUGAAAGCGUGAGAGUGUUGAAGUUUGAUUUGACAAAACGUGGUAUGGGAGAGAAGUAGUAAACAGGUGUUGUAGAGAAGAAGAAGAGAAGAGAAGAGGGGGGGGAUCGGGGGAAGUCCAUAAACCAACAACAACAUGAUGGCGCUGAGGAAAGUGCACAUACCUGCUAUAUUGGGUAGUCGCGAUGAGAAGGAUGACGGAGAAGGGUUGCAAAGUGACGCAGUGACGGGGAAACUUCUCAGCGCUUAUCGCCGCGCCUGUUUCGCUUAUCGGGCCGACACGACUCCACCAGACUGGUUCACUUCAAAGGAUGACAGCGAGGCGAUCGUAACUCCACUCGAUCGCCGCGCCGCGCGGUGGAUCACUCCAAAAAAGACGGCGGGCACUUGGACCAGCCUCGGUGUGUCACAGUGCGCGCGCGCAAGCGCGAUGCAACAAGCGAACCUGACGGUCGGUGGAGGGGCUGCUCGCGUCAAGCAUCGAUUGAUCAACUUUAAUUCGGGUUUCUUCACCGCGAUGAAUUGUCCAUAG
Molecule: messenger RNA, 688 nt
Organism: Aspergillus neoniger CBS 115656
Lineage: Eukaryota; Fungi; Ascomycota; Eurotiomycetes; Eurotiales; Aspergillaceae
Exons: 3
Coding region: 293-688 (131 amino acids)
Source: RefSeq, a predicted model, not a curated record